CCGGAGCGGCCGCCACCCGCCCGGCGGGGCGGUGCGGAGCGGAGCGGCCGCGGGAGGAGCGGAGCGCGGCGGCUGCCGCUGCCUGGAUGCCAGAAGCGCCUCUGGAGCCAGCGGCCGGCGGCACCCGGGAGGGCCCGGGAGGGGAGGAGGAGGAGAAGGCGACGGCGGCGGCGGAGGACUCCGAGCGCGGAGAGGAGGAAGCAGGCAGCGCUUGCCAUGGCCUCCAACUUUAACGAUAUAGUCAAGCAGGGCUACGUAAAAAUCCGCAGCAGGAAGCUGGGGAUUUUUAGACGUUGUUGGUUGGUUUUCAAGAAGGCUUCCAGUAAAGGACCCAGGAGGCUAGAAAAAUUUCCAGAUGAGAAGGCAGCAUAUUUCAGGAACUUCCACAAGGUAACUGAGCUGCACAAUAUCAAAAAUAUAACCAGAUUGCCUCGAGAGACAAAGAAGCAUGCAGUGGCAAUUAUCUUUCAUGAUGAGACAUCAAAGACAUUUGCGUGUGAGUCAGAGCUAGAGGCAGAGGAGUGGUGCAAGCAUCUUUGCAUGGAAUGUCUAGGGGCCAGGCUCAAUGAUAUAAGUCUUGGGGAACCAGAUUUGCUUGCUGCUGGAGUCCAGAGAGAACAAAAUGAACGAUUCAAUGUAUACCUUAUGCCUACACCAAAUUUAGAUAUCUAUGGGGAAUGUACAAUGCAGAUCACUCAUGAAAACAUCUAUCUCUGGGACAUCCACAAUGCCAAGGUCAAGCUGGUCAUGUGGCCUCUGAGCUCUUUGAGGAGAUAUGGACGUGACUCAACGUGGUUUACAUUUGAGUCUGGAAGGAUGUGUGACACAGGAGAAGGGCUGUUCACCUUUCAAACUCGAGAAGGAGAAAUGAUAUAUCAGAAGGUCCAUUCUGCAACACUGGCAAUAGCUGAGCAGCAUGAAAGAUUAAUGAUGGAAAUGGAGCAGAAGGCAAGGCUCCAGACCAGUCUGUCUGAACCAAUGACUUUAUCCAAGUCGAUCUCACUUCCUCGUAGUGCGUAUUGGCAUCACAUCACCCGGCAGAACAGCGUUGGAGAAAUCUACAGUUUACAAGGUCACAGCCUCGGCUCAGCGAAGGUGUCCCGGGCGCAGACAUUUCCCAGCUACCCGUCGGAGCAGGGUGAGGAGCACCAGCAGCCGCUGUCGCUGGCCAGCAGCUAUGCCUUCAGCUACGGCUCGGGGCUGGUGCAAUGACAGCCGGGGGCUGCUGGCCCACAUGGACAGCUGAGCCUGGAGCCUCCCGUCAGGACCGGGGAGCCGCUGGCCCCCUCUGCGCCCACCAUUUGCCGUGAAAACUGAUGCCUACCAGCUCCAGCCGGGGCGUCGCCAAUGCGGAAACCUGGAGAGGCGGCUUCCCCGAAGCAGAGGCUAAGUCUUUAUUUAUUUAUUUUGCCGUUCCUUUUGUCAAUAUGUUCAGAAAAGAGGGGUUUGGGGGGUUGGGGGAGGGAGGAAGGGGGACACGUCUGUGUUGUAAGAAAGUGGUGGAAACAAAUGAAACUGUGUUGGUUGGUGUGAAGGUUUCUGCAUGACCGGAGAAGGUCCCUUCUGGGGCUCCAUUGCAAUGGCGCGUUUGACGCUGGGGCCUUCCUUCCCGCCCCCACCAGAAGGACAGCCUGUCUUCACCCACAACCUCUGUAGGUCCUUGCCACAGCCUACAAUUCCCGCUGGAGGCACUGAAAUGUCACCUACUCAAGAUGCAGCAUCAGUGCUGCUAGGGUCACCUCCAGAUCUGAGUGGGCUCACUCACUGCCCUAGAGGGUGGUUGGGUGUUUUUUGAGCCACACACCAACAAAUAGUGGAGCAGCAGGCUGAUAUGUUUUGUUGGGAAUAGGGUUUGGUGCAUUAAGGUAAGGUUAUUGCCUGGUCCAGCUCUAAUCUUAAAUUCCUGGGGCACAAAUUCAUCCCUUACACGUGCAAUUUUCACCAUGCCCCUAGGAGCUGUGAACAUCCCUAUCAGCAGCAUAGUCUAGUCCUCAGAACGGCUGCAAAGUCUUCUUGUUCGCAAAUUAUUUAGGUAGCCAUGCCUGCAAGCCUAACUUUAAAAAGCGGGAAAACUGUUUUGUUUCAAACAAAAAAAAGUGGGCCACUUGCCCAGCUGGCAACCGCCUGUGCCACGGCUGGGCCAGACAUGGUAGAGCUGAGCUCUGGUCUUGUCUUUCUGGUCAGCGUUACUUUGAUUUUCUGUGUUUCCUUCUCAGAUUUCUGUUCUAGAUGCACAUUGUAUCUUGUAUGAUCAUGUGUCAAGCAUCUGUUUACUCUCGAAAGGAGGAUGAAUACCUCUCAAUGGAAAUUUUCUGUCUUUGGAAGACGUCUUUAAAAAACGAACUGUAGUAGAUGUUUGUAAUCAGUAAUGAGGGAAUAAGUUGGAAGGCAUACCUGUAGGUGAGGAAUGAAUUUUAUCUAUCCUGAACAUUUAGAUUUUUGUAACUGUUAUCGAAUAUUUAUGUACUCCUUGUGAUGCCCUGAAAUGUUUGAAAUUGUGAGGAGAAAAAUUUGCCCUCUUGUUUGUAUGAUCUGAGGAGCCUUGUGUUCUGUUCCCAGAGUGAAACUAUUGCCAUGAUUACCAGAGGGAUUCAGUUCAUUGGUUGUUUCUCAGGACGGGUUGAGGAAAUGUACCAAGGAGGAUACACAUAGACUCUUUUCCAAUGAAACAAUCGGGUUUAUGUACUAUAAUUUAACUGAAAAAAUGCUGUUGGGUUGUUUUAUAUAUGCACAUUAUAUAUAUACAUAUAUAUAUAUAUGUAUUAAAAGGUAUGGAAGAAACUUCUGCUUUUGAUUAAACAUUUAAUGAUACAGUAUGAUCAGCUUUUCUCCAACCAUUUUCCUGGCUGAGACCUUGCAGACUUAGAGCUUUCAGUGAACGGCUGCUGAAUAAAAAAGCUUUGUGAUCCACUUGAAUGAAACAGUUCUACCCCACCACAAUCACCUUUAUUUAUUUUUUCCCGUUUUUCCUUGUCUCAUUCACUACCUCUUUUCCUUCUCACAGUGCUGCCAUACUCAGGAAUAGAAUGGCUCCCUGCAGAGAGUAUUUUGAUGAGCUAAAAUGAAAAACUGCUCUCCCACGCUGUCAGGGCACUGUACCUAUGGUGCUCUCAGAGCUGUACCCAUCAAGGAAGCUUCAUUCACACUUUCAAUUAAGAAAAAGAUUCAGUUGACAUUUUGCUUAGGGAAAAAAUUCCAAUUUUCAAACUUUAAAUGUGAAAUUUGAUACAAAACAAUAAUGGUGUGAUUCUGUUACUCAGUGCAGCUUUGCCAAAUAUUUGCCUUUUGGGGAAAUGGCCAGUUAUUUUUAUUCCUUUGCAACUGAGAUUCAUUCACUUGCCCUAAAAUUAUGUAUAUUUUCUUUGAAACUCCUUAGAUUAAGUUUUCAAUAUGUCCUACAGUUUUCAAUGCUGUGUCCAAGUAACUUUCUUCCUCUGUGACUAAAAUACUAGUCAUUUAAUAAUUACAUAUUUUACACAACCCAAAACGGGGAAAAGGCAAAGCAGAAGCACAUAACUGCUUUCUAGUUCCAGUGUCCAUAUACUUUAAGAACCUAUCUAAUUCCUCAGCCUAGUACUUCAACUGUAUUUCUAUCAAAAGCAUAAGGUCUAUAUAAUGUUCUUUUUUCAUUUUCUGGGGAACACUUGCUGUUUGUGGCUCUGUCUUCCUAUGCAGUACCUGAGUAUUGCCAAGUUAAUGAAAAUGUAGAUGCUAUUUUCAAAGAAAACACACAAAAAAGGGAGGGAAGGGGGCAUUAUAGCAGUUUUGGCUAUAUAUAUGGCCAUACAUAGCAGUUUUACUAAAUAUUUUCCUUUCAUUGCAUAAUGCAACCAUCUUCUCAACUCAUACAUUUAUAAAAUAUCUGUGAGGUCUCCCUCCUACAAUACACAGAAAAUUGAACAAAGCUACAGAACACAACCAAUCUAUAGCAAAUCUGACCAGUUGGGAAUCUAUUUCUUGUAGAGACCAAAUAUAAGCACACUAGAGUUUGAAAAUGAGGAUGCAACUUUGCAAUGUAACACAGCCUAAGACAACUGGUAACCUGAAGCACAAAAGUAUUCAGGAGCCAGUGGAUGCUGCCUUUAGUGCCACUCCAGAACAGCAGAUGAUAUCACUGUAACACUGAUGUAUUCACACAGCUUCCACAAAUGUUCCUCAGAAAAGCUCCAUGAGAACCAGGCAGACACUGUGACAGCAGUGUGCCAGAAAAUUCUGUUUUCAUGGAAUUGCUUUAAUUCCUAGCAUAUGCCUGAUGAUAACCUAAGUGAUGGCCACUGAGACUACUUUGUACAGCUCCCAGUGCUUCCACCAGAAGGAAAACUCUCUUUUGGAACACAUGGUAGAGCUGCCUGCCUAGAGACUACAGAGGCCUUUAAAUAGACCCAGGGACCCCAUGGGACCCUGUUCCAGUCUGGGCUUUCUUCCUGUGCAAGGCACACAGACUACUCCUGACCCAAGAGUUGCUCUCUGUUUUCAGCUAAUGAGCUGUGAAGGAAUGGAGGGCAACAAAAUGUCUUAAGUGGUAGCCAGGUGCAGCUGGUACAAAUGGAACCUAGCAUUAAUAUGUGAUAGAAGAAAUAAAAUAAGGCUUUUGCUUUUGUUUCUGUUUUGGAGGACAUGAUAUGAAUGUAUAAUUGUGACUGUGAUUUACUUUUUUUUUAAUCACCCUUUGAUAACAAUAUAUUCACCCCUAUGAACCAAUAACACAUGACAUUACUAAAUAUAGUUACUAAUAUGUCUUUACUGUGAAUAUUACAGAUUGAUGCAUGCUGGUACUUUUGAUUUUGAAGUCACGAUGCAGAAAAGGUGAAAUUGAAAGAGACUGCUAAUAAAUCAUGACAUGGUGCUAAGGAACUUGAAUAGUCCCAUUUUUUUAAACAGCCACCUGUCAUUAUUUCUAGUUUAAACCGUCUGUGAGUAUACUCCUUUGAAACAAUUUCAUCUGCCCAUGUAAAGGAAAAAGAAGAAUCUCUUGUAGCAGGGACUUUGAGGUUUUUCUGAGUAAAUAUUCAGACAUUACUUUUUGUGGCAGACAUGUGGUCACAUGUAUCAAGUUCUGUCCUUGAGAGGUUUUGCUAUGUUUGUUUUCUUCUUUUUUGGUUCCACAAAAGCUACAAGUAAAACUUGAAAAUGUAUUGACAAACCAAAGGAGUUUGUUGAGACAUUGACAAUGGCUGCUUUCUUUUGUUUUGUCAAAAGUCUACCAUGACAUUUUGGGAAAAAUAUUUCAUUCCACAAUACAUGUAUAGGAAUCCUGUUGGGAUGCAGAAAACUAUAAUCAAGUUUUGUUCUAAGUUAAUAAGACUUUGCUGGAAGAGGGGUUGAAAUUGAGUGUCUGAGGGCAAAAGUGUUUUAAAGUGCUCUCUAUAGCAAUAAUUUAAGUACAAAAUACAGCCUUCAGGCACCCAUUUAUUUAGAAGUUGCUAAAGUGCAGGCAAUCUGUGACGACCCUUACCUGCUUACGGCAAAGAGAAAAAAAGGUCAAUCGUUAAUCAUAUCUGUGUACUGCAUUUAUUAGAAAAGGAAUUAACUUCAUGCUUGUUCAGCUUUCCAGUCUAAAGGGCAACGCUAUGAGGAGUAGGGUUUUCUGAGAUAUUUGAUCUCUAGAACUGACAAAGACCAUCAGCCUGUAGCAUAUAAACCUCUGCUCAGACUUAGCUCACCAGCCACAUGUGCUAGUUUUCAUCUGGUAACCUAGAAACUGCAGGGUGGUUUUCCAUUAGAAAAUAUAACUGUCCUGAAUGGCUGUGCAUUUUAGCCUGAAAUAUAUAAUUAUUUACAAAAUACUAAAAAGGAAGGAGUAAUGAGUUCCAAUUAAUCUCUGCUUUAGUGUUUAACAUCAGUGUAUUUUGGCUCUUUUUUAUACCUGCUGCAAAGGAAUAAGUGUGGCUUUUAUCCACACACGGAAUGGAGUGAAUAGUGGAAAAAGUGUGAAAAGCUUCUCUUUGAUUAUGAGAAUAGAUCCAAAAGCACCAGAAAAUUUAAUUUUUCUAUCAUUCAAAUACCUGUGACUCUUUCCAAACACACUUAUUACACAACAGGAUAUAUUAGAAUUUUACAUUUUUAACCACAGAGAACUGGUGAAAAUGCCCAUCUGUGUUUUGUAAGUAGAAGGCAAUGACUGUGCAACACCACUGUAGUGACAUAACUUUAAAAUCAAAGGGCUGGAUAUAUGAAUUCUGCAGUAAUAAAUUCUUGCACUGCAUGAAGGGGGCUGUGUUUGUACUUGAUAUUAUAAAUAAAUGCUCUUCACUUUUUAUUUUUGAUAAAAAGGUGAGGUAUGUUGGAAACUAGGAUAAGCUUAUGGUGGAAUGAAAGAAACUACAAAGAAUAUUGACUCCCUUGUUGUAACAAGAAGUUUGUCUCCCUGUCCAGGUCCUUAAAAGACAGUAAAAGGUGAUGGGUAAAGGUCUUGUGUAUUCAGCAAUUAUUUAAAUUGCAUUGUGAUUAGAAACUGCUGGCAUAAUUAGAAUCUGCUGGCAAAGUGAUGCUAUUGAAGAAAAUGGAAGUUUCACUUUGCAAGGAUUUUACAAGCUUAUGCAGCUUGACAGAUUUUUACAGACACAAUUAAAACCCAUGAAAGUAACUGAGGUUUAAGUAUGAUUAAAUAUAAUUAAAGAAUUUGAAAAUGUCCAUAUUGUUAUGAAUAUUGCUAGCUGUAAUGGAGACAGUAUUUCCUUUUAAACUGAAUGCAAGCUCAAAAAGUAAUAGGCUCUCUAAUAUAAUGCAGUUAAUCUUUUUAAAAAUCACAUUUAAAGUGCCAAAGAAUUCAUUUCAUUGGGGUUUUUUGUUGUUUUGAUACAGAGAUCUUCAUGAGGUUCAACAGAUUUACUAUGUUUUCUUACAAGCCUGAAAUUGUCAAGUACAUUAAUGUAUUUUACAGUAAAUUUUUUCCUGUGAGAAUGUUUGACAUGAAUGAAGUUAAUUUUUAAUCAGCUGACACAUUGUUUUCAGUCUUUUUAAAAAAUUGUGUGAUAACAAGUCAGAGUCGGCAUAGAAAAUAGCACAAAAUUAAUUGGCUGGUUUGGCAAUUCCAUACCAAUAACCAAAAUAAGGGUUUCAGUUAAAAAUUUAUUUUCACCACUGCUCCUAUACUUAGAAUAAAUUACAUAAAAUAAAAUUUUCCUUGUGGAUGUUUGUUGUCACAUUUCCUGAGUUUCCACAGAUGACGGGCUGUGACAGGAGAUAUCCAGAACUGCUUUUUUGAAAUUGUUUUGAUUUAAGAUGGUUGAAAGGAAAAACAGAAAAUACAUGAAAAUAAGAAGUGUUAUGACUUCUUACCAAAGAAUGACACAUGCUCACCUUCUAUGUCUUUGAAAAUCAUCAUUAUAGAAAGGUAGAGAAAUUUAUGAAAGGAAGUGAAAAAUGUGGUAAGAAAUCAACAAAAAAUAAAACCAGAUUCUGUAAUCUUUGAAAAUAUUAGGAGAAAUUGGCAAACACUUAAGCACACAGCAGUGGGCCAUGUUGAGCACAAAACACUUUCCCAUAGCAUUCAACUCCUUCAUCAGGAGCUGGAAACAAUUUUGUGUGUUCAGUCUGAUUCACAGCUCUACAUUACUCUGUACAAAGCAUGAUGGGCUCAUUUUCCCUAACCUGGCUGGAAGAACCAAUUACCAGCCUGCCUGACAUGAAUUAUGCAAUACAGAAAAACAGUAUUUUGCACAACCCACUGCCAAUGUCAUCACACAACUUUGUGGAACUCACUGCAGCCAGGUGUUGUCAAAAGUAUGAUUUAGAAUAUUUCACAGCUCAUUGAAUUUUGGGUGAUAUCUUCCUUAAUGAGCCAUAAAAAUAUAUACAGAGGUGCUCAACCUUUUUGCCUCUAAUUGCAAAAUGUUCUGACAGAGUUCUGUAGGAAGGUUCCUCCCAUUCUAACAUUGUUAGGUAAAUUAUAGACAUUUCAAAGAAAAUAAUAAAUGUCUGGAAAAGAGUUUUAUUUCAGAGGGGAAAAAAGAGUAUUGAAGAUUAAUUUUAAUUAAUUUUCAUAAAGAUUAAUUUAAUUAUUAGAGAUUCAUUUUAAUACAUACAAAUAUUUCUAACAUACAUUCCUCUUUCCAAAUACACAUCAGCAUGAACAGAGAAAAGUAUUAAAGAAAAAAGAAAGAUACUGUGCUUUUGUUUAUAUCUUAGUAUGAUAACCUAUUGAUCACUUAAAUAAUUUUUUUUAAAUUUACUGGUUAAUGCUACAAAUUAAUUACUUAGUGUAACAAUCUAAUUGAAUAAACUGUUAAGACAGGUAUUAAAUACCCUUUAGAACCACUGACAUGCUUUUUUUGUAAAAUUACAAAGUUUCUUUUUAAGUAAGCAUAAGGUUAGAAGAAAUAUGUCAGCCAUGCUAGCAAUUCAUAUUAAUUAUAUUAUCUAACUAUACAGGCUAACAGUGCAGAUAGUGCGGAAAUAAUAUUUUGAAAUUUGUGUUAGAUACCUUUGUACAUUUCCUUUGAUAUUUCUAGCUCAAACAUUAUAUCCUAAUUAUAUGUAGGGAUAUAUAACUCUAUAGCAGAGAUAGUAAGGUUAAUCUACAGUUUAUAAAUCAAGCCUAAUCAGGGCCAAGAAGUUGGCUGCCACCAUGCCACGGGACUGACUAGAGCAGUGGCACUAAUCAGUCCUGUGGCAUGGUGGCAGCUGACCUCAGUAGUGUGGCAGCCUGCCCCAGUAGUAUCUGAGCACACACAGCUGAGGCUGUCUCAGUUUUCCUGAGGCUCCCCUGCUUUAAAGGCAAUGUUGGCAAACUCAUCACUCAUUUAUCCCUUGGUUAUCCAGAUGCUUGUCUUCUUCUCAUAACUCUCAAUGCAUUAUACUAUUAGAAAAGAAAAACAACAACAAAAAAGGUAUGGACAAAAGCAGAGACAAGCACCCUCUUGGUAGAAGAGUGUCCUACCAAGCCCUGCAGGAUCUUCUUCAUCCUAAAAAUAUGAGUUUUUUCUGUGCAGGAGCCCAGCUUCAGAGGGGAUAGAGCGUGCUUACUUGUCUGAUGCAGGCUGGGAGAGGACUGGGAAGGGUCUCCCAUUUCCUGAGUGAUUUCACAGGUAUGAUGCUGGAUGAACCAGCAUUUCAUAUGGCAGUGAAAAGCCUGGUCCAGUUUAGUGUUUGGAAGACUGCUGUGGGUCUCCAGGCUGGGGUGGAGCCAUUUGCCUGAGAUAUCAAAGGAGUAGUGAUCCCCUGAGCCCACACAAACCCUGACAGCACACGCCAGCAAGGCACAGCUGUGAAGGUGUGUCUUGUGCUCUAGCCUAACAGGGUUCUCCAGGAAUGUGUGCGUUUUGGAAAUAUUUUUUAUGUUGCCUUACUUACACCUUGAACAAUACAGUCUGAGAACUUGGCAGACAGCUUCUACUCCUGGGGUCUGCAGCCUAAAAGAACAUUUUAGCACCUAUCUUGUAGACAGAGGGGCUGGUUUUGGAAAUAACCUUUAGUGUCAGACUUAAAAAGCUGUUCAGAGGAUUAAUUCCUACUGAGCAUCUCAGCUUUGAAGGAAAUUGCACUAGGGAGUAGUCACUGAGGCAGAGUUUCAGCUUCUGUAAAUAAAUACCAUUGAUCUGGGUUUUCACAGAGCUCCAUAACAGAGUAUAUUUAAAGGAGCAUGAUGCACAUGAAAUUUUAAAGUAAAUUUGAAAAAUCAGAGUCCUGGUGCCCUGAUAUCUUUAUAAUUCCAAAAAUAAUAAUCAUGACCCUUAAAAAAAAAACAAAACCAAAAAACAAAAAAAAAACCACACAAAAAAGCACAGAAACAAACAAACAAAACAAAAAAAGCAAAGCACCCUAGAAAUGAAACCGGUAGUGAGAUCAUUCCUCUGAACAAUCCUCUGAAUAUUAAAUCUUUCCUUUUUCUGAAGGAGUGUUUCUUAUUUGGAAGUCUCAGGAGUAAACUAGCAAGUGCUGGUCCUCUCCUCCUGUCCCCUAGUCCUGGGACAAGACCUGGAGAGGAGGCAGGUGGUUAAGUUGCACAGUAUAGUUAGAACAAGCAUUCUUCAAACAGAGAAGGUGGGUGGGAAUUUAGGUCAGGUGAAGAUCAUAAAGAAGGUUAAUUGCUGAACUACCCUUCCAAAAGAGGGGGUGUCCAGCUUUUUGUGUUCCUUGGUGGGUCCAGCCCUUAAAACAGCCUGUUUCCUCACAUUGUUUUACCCCAAGACAAGGGAGAGCAGAAGACUAGCAGAAGGAGCAGUAUCAUUGAACUUAUUAGAGUCAGAGAAGUUCUUUAAGGUAAAGAAAUGUGUCUGAAAUUAAUAAAGAAAAUAACAGGUUCUAACUUUCACCUUCUUUCAUAUACUGUUUCUUUUUCGUCCUGUUGAUUCAAGCUCUGGUGACUGCUUUUCCUACAUUCAUUUUUCAAAGAGAUUUGAGUUUACACUCUUUAAAGACUUAGUUGUACUACUGAUUAUUGAAUAUCCCUUUGAAGACUGAAUUUAAACAUUUCCCUUUUUGACCCAAUGAAAAAGAUUAUUUUUAUUAUUAUGAAAAAUGUUUUACUUUUCUUUAAUCUCAUAUAUUCAUUUUCAAAUCACACAGAUGGUAGUUACCCUAGAGUACCCUUCAAUGUAUUCAAAACUCAUUUUUUUAAUGACAAUAUAUUUUAUUACAUUUAUUUCCUUUCAGCAAAGUUUCUAAGACCUUAAAAAACCCUCAGAACUAUUUUACAGUUUAGAUGGUAUGCUGAGCUAGUUGCUAUCCAUGGUUGUGUCAUUUUGCUUCAUUGAUUCUUUUUUCCUCCCUCUUAACUAUUUGAGCAAGUGAUGUAGCAUGAAACAGCACAGUAACUGUUUAACAUAAAAUUUCCAAAUUACAGUUGAUGGAGUUUAUUCAGAAGAAAUUUUUAAAAUUCCAAAAGGAAAGGACAAAUCUAUGGGAAAUAUUGAAACUAAGCAGCAAUAAACAAUGGUUUGUUUACGCUGGAAAGUCUAUUUACAUAAUCCAAACACCAAAUAUUGGGUCCCAACCUGCCAGACUCAUAAAAUAUUUAAAGAGUUAUAAUAUUGCAUUUCAAAUUGAGCUUUUGGAAGUUUCUCUUGUAUGUAUCUUGCUAGUUUUUAAACCAAUAAGAAUGUUGAUAAGUUUGGGGUUGUUUUCUUUUUGGUUUUAAUUUGUCACUUGUUCAGCUGCUGUUCACUGAUAUUACUAUGGUACAGAAAUGAAGCUGUUGUUUUGGGAUUGUUUUUUGAAAAAAAAUAACAUAUUGUUCUUAUUAUGCUAUGUGUGAUGUGAUUUACCCUGUGGAUUAUCCUACUGGUAGAACUAAUAUGUUUAUGGAAUUUGAAUUAAAACAGAUUACAUACCUGCAAAGGAGUGCACUAUAGAUUUUGUUUUGUCUUCAAAUCUCAAAAAUAAGCAAUUGUUUCAAAAAGACAAGCUGAAAGUACCAAGAAAAGAAAUAAGGGCAGUACCACAAAUAAUCAAAAGAAUCUGGUAUUCCAGAUAUUUAACCUCAACUUCUCCCCAUUUUUUACCCUCAGUAAAGCAGGGAUGUAUUCUGACGUUCUCUAAAAGCAGUAAAACAAUAUCAUCUUCUCAGCUUAUGGAUGUUUGUGUAUCAGGACUCCAGCUGAGACCUUCUGUGUAAUCAAAUCCAUUACAUUGUUAUUUUUGGCAUUUUACUAUCGGGGCAUCAUAAGAAAUGACCCAAUGCUACAAGGUUUCAUUUGUAAGGCUGUGCACAAGUUAGAAUUAUCUGCUAUGACAUUUGAUAACUCAGGAAAUAAACCAACUUGUUAGUAGUACAGUUCUGUGUAUCCUCAUCAAUUUCACAUUGAAGCAUUUGUAUACCUGAAAACCUUCAGCAAGUGAAAUUAAAAAAAAAAAAAAACAUUCAUUGCAACAUGUCCUUGUUCAGGAGUACAGAAAACCAAAAGAUGUUUUUAAUGGUAUAUGACAUUGUAAACAAUUUAAGUCUUCAGUGUAAUUUGAAAGGACACUUUAGUUUAGGAUUUUAGAUUUUUAGCUGAAGUGUAGGAUAACCACAUGACGCUCUUAUUGCUCAAAUAGUGAAGAAAAGCCUUGUGUCCAUCUUAUUCUCAGAAAAAACUAGGUUCCUAUUUUCCUGUGCACGUGAAGAAAGAUUUCCACUGGGGAAGGCUGUGCAAAAUGUGCUUUUCACUGUCAGGCUGUGAUGCCCUUCCUAGCCAGCCAAGCAGAACUGGUACCUUAUUUGUAGGCAGGUUCAUGAUGCCUCCACCACUAACCCCUUUCAAAAAAAACCCAAACAAAAACUCCAAACGCCAUAUCCAGCAACAUUUUUGCAUAUGUUUCAAGAGAAAAGUGGAAUCAGGCAUAGGUGGGCCAGGCACACAGUUUGCAGUAUGUUGACACAGAUGAUUAUCAGCUGUCAUGGUAACAACACACCUUCUCUUACUGGGAUUCUGUCCUCAGUAAUUCAGCGGAUUUGUAAAAGGCCAAAAGAUGCAUAGAUCCUAAUUCUCAGGUCUGCCUUCUAGUUCUGUUUUGUUUAAUGAUUUUUUUUGUCUGUUUGUUCAAUUUCUGUGUGAUUUCUUCUGUAGGUUUCGGCAGAAUAUAUACAUAUGCACACAUACAAAUACAUAUGUAUGUGUAUUGUUUUGUAAAUGUUCUCAGUCAUGCUUUCUUCUGCUUUGCACCAUUUACUCAUAUACCUUCCAUGUUCUCAUUUAUUUUUUGCUCAAUUAAACCUUACAAUAAAUUAUUAAAUAUAACCUGGCA
Passer montanus (Eurasian tree sparrow) is the source of this 12669-nucleotide messenger RNA. RefSeq names its product docking protein 6 (gene DOK6). Gene Ontology annotation, biological process: positive regulation of MAPK cascade; cell surface receptor protein tyrosine kinase signaling pathway. Lineage: Eukaryota; Metazoa; Chordata; Aves; Passeriformes; Passeridae. The record is from RefSeq and is a predicted model, not a curated record. Gene Ontology annotation, cellular component: cytoplasm. The transcript is spliced from 8 exons. Bases 217 to 1212 code for a protein of 331 amino acids.